This is a messenger RNA of Trichoderma atroviride IMI 206040, 1392 nucleotides long. RefSeq lists its product as uncharacterized. Gene Ontology annotation, molecular function: hydrolase activity, acting on carbon-nitrogen (but not peptide) bonds. The record is from RefSeq and is a predicted model, not a curated record. NCBI's taxonomy places the organism in Eukaryota, Fungi, Ascomycota, Sordariomycetes, Hypocreales, Hypocreaceae.
AUGAAUACCAUCAGCGAGGUCAACGGUCUGCCUUUCUACAAACCUAUCCCCGCGGAUAUCACCAUUAAUAACCAUCAAAACGGUGACAAGAGGAAAAUCUUCUUCCGGGAUGUCAACAUCUUUGACUCCACCGGAGCAGACCCGUACCUUGGCAAUGUCUUGAUCGAGGAAGAACGCAUUCAAAAGGUCGGCACAUUUGGCUUCACGCCCGAUGAGGAUACUCUUGUGAUCGAGGGAUAUGGCAAGAAGACACUUAUGAGUGGCUUGAUCGACUCUCAUACGCAUCUGAGCUGGAAUAACUCGCCGACUCUGGAUGGACUUACAAACCUCCCCAUCGAGGAACAUGUCUUACACACAGCAAAUUCAGCAAAGACUUACCUCGAUUGCGGAUACACAAUGUGUUUCGGAGCUGCCAGCGCCCAACCACGACUUGAUUUGGUCAUUAAGCAGGCCAUCAAGUCGGGCAUGAUUCCUGGGCCACGCACACUCGCCAAUUGCCAGGAGAUCUCCACGACCGGCGGAGCCAUCAUACCCAGCAUCACGCGCUUCGCGGAUGGGGAGGAUGCCAUGCGCAGGGCCGUGCGAGAUAUUAUCUCUCUCGGCGUUGAUAACGUUAAGCUCAGCAUGACGGGAGACUACAUUCACGAAACCAUGGGCUCUGAGGAGACGUACUAUACCUUGAAGGAGACCAAGGCCGCCGUAGAAGAAGCCCACAAUCGCGGCAAGCGUGUGUGUGCUCACGCACGCUCGGCAGCAUCCGUACGGCUCUGUGCGCUGAGUGGAGUCGACGUGAUCUAUCAUGCUUCUUUCACAGACAAUGAGACUAUCGACAUGCUCGAGAAGCUCAAAGACCGCAUAUUUGUCGCCCCGGCCAUCAACUUCCCCUGGGCUAGUUGCAACGGCGGUGCUACGCCAUACGGCCUCACUCCUGAAAUGGCGACAAAGAAGGGCCUGACAAGAGAAGUCGAAGUUACGUGCAAAGUGAUAAAGGAGAUGCACAAACGAGGGAUUCGAGUCCUUCCUGGGGGCGAUUAUGGGUUCGCGUGGGCUCCUCACGGCACCUAUGCUAAGGACCUUGCCCACUUUGUCAACUUGUUCGGCUACACCCCCAAGGAAACCUUGCUCGCUGCCACCGCUCUUGGUGGUGACAUGAUGGGACAUCCUGAGAGCCUUGGCAAAGUCCAGCCUGGCUAUUAUGCCGACGUCAUCCUCGUUGAUGGAAAUCCCCUGGAUGAUAUCGAGUUGUUCCAAGAUACGUCUCGAUUGCACACUAUCGUGAUUAAUGGUCAUGUGCAUAAGAAUGUUAUGCAGAGCAAAGAUGGGAAGACGUAUAUCAGGGAGGGAGUCCUCAAUGUAAGGACAGUAUAUAGCAACCUUCCGAAAAGCAGUUAA